AUGGCUUUGGAGAUGAAUAGUUUCCUUUCUUGGAUUUUGUUUUGUCUAGCAGCAAUGGUCUCCACCAUUUUCUUCAAACACAGGAAACGAUGUUAUGGUGCAAAGAGGAAACUCCCACCAGGGCAGCUUGGACUGCCAUUGAUAGGUGAAACAAUGGAGUUCUACAAAGCUCAACGCAGUAACCGGUUGUUCGAGGAGUUCGUCGAACCCCGCGUUGCCAAGUACGGGAAAAUCUUCAAAACAAGCCUCAUGGGAUCACCAACUGUUGUUGUAAAUGGAGCCGAAGCCAACCGGUUCAUAUUGUCGAAUGAGUUCAAGUUGGUGGUAAGCUCAUGGCCUUCAUCGUCAGUUCAGCUCAUGGGGAAAAACUCAAUCAUGGAGAAACAAGGGGAACAACAUCGUUUCCAUCGAGGUUUAAUAACCUCUUCCCUCAGCAGUACAGCGUUGGAAACUUUAGUGCCUAAAAUAUGCAUGGCAGUUCAAUUACACCUUCAAGAAUACUGGCAGGGAAAGGAUAGUGUUAGGCUUUAUUGUUCAACCAAACUUUUGACAUUCACCAUGGUGUUCGAAUGCUUGCUAGGGAUCAAUGUGGAGCCACAAAUGUUGGACACUUUCGAGAGGGUUUUGGAAGGUGCUUUUGCUCCACCACUCAACUUCCCUGGUUCUAAAUUUUCAAGAGCCAAGAAAGCAAGGGCGGAGAUUGUAAAGAUAUUGGAGAAAGUAGUGGACGAAAAGAGAAAAGAAAUGGAAAAUUGCAGCAUGGUUGGAGAGGAAAAUGGAUGUAUGCUACUCUCAAGAUUGGUGGGUGCAAUGAUUCGAGGGGAACUCAGUGAGGAAGAGGUUAUUGACAAUGUAGUUUUGCUGGUGUUUGCAGCUCAUGAUACAACUUCCUUCGCCAUUGCCAUGACCUUCAAAAUGUUAGCUCAGCAUCCAGACUGCUACUCCAAAAUCCUUCAAGAACAUGAUGAAGUAAAGAAGACAAAAAAGGCAGGUGAAAUGCUGACAUUAGGGGACGUGAAGAAAAUGGAGCGCACAUGGCAAGCUGCACGAGAAUGCAUGAGGCUGUUCCCUCCGAUCUUCGGGUCUUUUAGGAAAACAGUUGCGGACAUUGAAUAUGAAGGAUUCACCAUUCCCAAAGGAUGGAAGGUACGUACGUAGCGUAGCUUAUAUAGCUGUCGUCAUAAAUUUCUUUGGUUUUCUGU
Messenger RNA from Gossypium arboreum, 1202 nucleotides. RefSeq names its product taxane 13-alpha-hydroxylase. Gene Ontology annotation, molecular function: heme binding; iron ion binding; monooxygenase activity. The coding region runs from base 1 to 1158 and encodes 385 amino acids. The transcript is spliced from 2 exons. The record is from RefSeq and is a predicted model, not a curated record. NCBI's taxonomy places the organism in Eukaryota, Viridiplantae, Streptophyta, Magnoliopsida, Malvales, Malvaceae. Gene Ontology annotation, biological process: sterol metabolic process.